Molecule: messenger RNA, 561 nt
Organism: Debaryomyces hansenii CBS767
Lineage: Eukaryota; Fungi; Ascomycota; Pichiomycetes; Serinales; Debaryomycetaceae
Gene: GUK1
Product: guanylate kinase
Exons: 1
Coding region: 1-561 (186 amino acids)
Biological process (GO): purine nucleotide metabolic process
Cellular component (GO): cytosol
Molecular function (GO): GMP kinase activity
Source: RefSeq, a predicted model, not a curated record
AUGAGCAGACCUAUCGUUAUCUCAGGACCAUCAGGAACCGGAAAAUCUACUUUAUUGAAGAAGUUAUUCGCCGAAUUUCCAGACAGAUUUGGAUUCUCUGUCUCGAACACAACCAGACAACCAAGAGCUGGAGAAACAGAUGGAGUUGAAUACAACUUUAGCACUGUCGACGGUUUCAAACAGGCUAUCGAAGAAAAGAAAUUUAUCGAAUGGACGCAGUUUUCUGGUAAUUACUACGGCACUUCUUUCAAAGCCGUUGACGACGUCACCAAGAAGGGUAGAACAUGUAUCUUGGACAUUGAAAUGGAUGGAGUUAAGGCAGUCAAGGCUUCUAACUUGAACGCUAGAUUCUUGUUCUUGAGUCCACCUUCUAUUGAGAUCUUAAGACAAAGAUUAGAGGGAAGAGGUACUGAAACCCAAGAUUCCAUCGAAAAAAGAAUCAGUGCUGCUAAGGCUGAAAUGGAUUUUGCUAAGACAGGAGCUCACGAUAGAAUUAUUGUCAAUGACGACUUAGAUAAGGCGUACGUUGAAUUCAAGGAUUUUAUUUUGGCUGAAAACUAA